UUAAUUAAAAUUCUGAUACAGUGAACUUUCUUUUUCUCGAAUUCACAAGGGAACAAUUUUUUUUUGAGAUAGAAAAAGCUCAAUGUAAAGAAAGAAAAUUCUGCUCGAAAGUCACGGAGAAUGGAGUGCGUUUUUGACAUAAGAAAAGUUUGAAACAAAUGUUAUUGAAGAUUUAUUUUAUCUAAGGUUUGUUAAAUUCUAAGAAUGUCAUCACCGAGAGAAAGAACGAUGAGUUCGCAAUUUAAUAUUAUUUUUCAAUUAAAAGCUUUUCUUUCUAAGAAUAUAAAAAAACUUGAGACAACUUAGAAAUCAUUGUAACUUACCAAUUUAAAUCUUUGCAAAGCAUUGUAAAGCUAACCUUGUCAAAUCUUGUCAACAAGAAAUUGGAGAAUAUAAAAAAAUGUUUGCAUAACAAACAAACUCAUUCUAAAUGUUUAAUGAUCAACAAAUGUUGGAAAUUUCACCAGAAAAUUCUAAAUAAUUUGAUCCAGCAGGGUUGUAAAGUCAAAAGUAUGUACUGUUAUAUUGAUUUAUGUCUAAUGCUAUUUUUAGUAUAAAAUGCGUUCAUUCCUGCUCUGUUAGUUUAAAAAAUCAAAAGAACUGAAAAAUGUCUGGAGGGUUUCCUUUUGAAGUCGCUCAACAAGCGACCCGAGAUUUGUAUUGUCUUAUUUGUCUUAAUCUCAUGAGAGAUGCUUUGCAGCUAAAAUGUGGUCAUGGAAUGUGCAAGACAUGUUUAGAAGACCUAGAAAAGAGCAGCAUCGAAAGGAAAUUUGGUUUCGUGUGUCCAACUUGUCGACAAGAAAUAGACAAAAGCACUGUAACUCCAGCUGCGAUGAUAAAUAGAAUCAUUUUAUCAUUGAAAGUUAAAUGUGAACACUCGGACAAAGGAUGUGAAUGGAUUGGUGAGCUAAGUAACACGGAGAUUCAUUUACAAAAACAAUGCGCAUUUCAACUUAUAUGUUGUACUUUUGAACUUUGUGAUAAAAUGAUAGAACGGCACGAGCUGUCAAACCACGAAGAGAAGUGUCCUUACAAGCCAGAAACAUGUCAGUUUUGUCAAUUGGUUGUCUUACGUUUAGUAAUAGAGGAUCAUUAUCAUACCUGCGGAAAGUUUCCAGUAAAAUGUCCAAAUAACUGCUCAGAUGUAAUGAUGAAAAGAGAGGCGGUGGAACAUCAUCGAGGACUUUGUCAGGAAGAAAUUGUAUCAUGCGAAUAUUUCGCCUUUGGUUGCAGUUAUUCGUGCUCCAGAAAAUGUUUAUCAAAACAUUAUGAUGAUUCUUUGCGCCAGCAUUUGUCAUUAACUAUGCACAAAAUUGCUUCAAUGGAAGAAAAAAAGUUAGAAUAUAUGGACAUUAUGAAAAAAGUCGAAGGUAUGCAAGUGGCGAAAAGAGAAUUUGAGAGUAUGCAAGGAAUGAAAGACAAAUUUGAAGCUAUGAAAAUGGAGUUAAAAUCUAUGCAAGCAAUGAGAUAUGAAGUCGAAGCUAUGAAAAGGGAAUUCGAGGCCAUGAAGGUAAUGAGAUAUGAAUUCGAAGGUAUGAAAAGGGAAUUCGAAGUUAUGCGAGUAAUGAGAGAUGAACUCAAAGCUAUGAAAAGAGAGGUCAAAUCUAUGCAAUUAUUAAAAAAUGAAUUCCAAACUAUGAAAACAGAAUUCGAAACCGUACAAGUCAUGAAAGACGAAUUUCAAGAUGUGCAGACAAUAAAAGAGGAGUUUGAGAGUGUGAAAAAAAUGACGAAAAAAUUUAAAGAUUUGCAAGCUGAAGAAACAAAUUGGUGCUUAAACAAACUUCUCCUGAUGAUAAAGGGUAUAUUAGCAGAUAAGAAACGCGGACUUGCGCCAUUUUACAAGUCUUCUUUGAAAAGAUUUGAUUUAACCUUCGGUCUUUUCUUUGAUAAACUAUAUAAUUUGAAGUCAAUGUUAGAAGAAUUAGAUACUGGUUGUCUUUUAGAAAAAUGCUUGUCAGAAGGCAUGUUGCAGAUGAAAAAAGAUAUUUUCAUCUCUGAUAGUCAAAGCGAAUAUUUGAAGGCUGAAGUCAGAAAGGAAUUCGGAAAGUUAGUUACACUUGAAAAAGAGAAAUAUUUUAAAUCUGUUUUGACUAAAGAAAAAAGAUUCGAGGGCUUACUAAACGUGAUGUUCGAAAACGAACGAUAUAUUAGUCGAGGAGAUUUUUUCUACAAAAUAAAACGUAAUGUUACAAAAUCUAUAAAUGACGACAUUUUUUCCUGUUCCAUUAAAACUCAAGACAUUUCAUUGGAGGUAAAGUUACAACGACGUGAAGAAGAAUUUGUAGAAUGCAUUUUUUAUAACAAAGAACUUAAGGAGCAUCACAUUGAACUUAAACGUUCGUCAUAUCUACCUUUCUAUACAGAUGGAGAUUGCAUUAUAUAUCGAUAUAAGGAAGACCUUAAAAAUUUGUGUGAUUUUAUUGUUAAUAAUAAAAUGCUACUUAGAUUGUCAUUUCCACAUUAGUAACACGAUGAUACUAUCACGGGAUAACUACUAGUCUAUUAUAUUAUUACAGUAAUCAAAUGUGUCUGUGAUAAGAAAAUGCGAUUUUAUGGUUUACAAUUUCUUACAACAGCAUUUCUGUAUUUUAUAGCACUUUUGUUUACAUUUUUAAUUUGCUAAAACAUAUCAUGUGAUAAAAAUGAAGUGAUUUCAUCAGCAAAUAGUUUUAUUGCACGACUAUUUGAAUUUACACAAUUGUAACUCUAUUUGGGGCGGAGGGACACACCAUUCACUCCAAUAUUUUUGAAGUUACUUCUGAAACAUACUGUUUUAUAGGCUGAUGGUGAAAUUAGGUUAUUUUUAGUUAACAUUUUUAUUUAGCAUAGCCUUUAAAUAUUCUUAUCAAAAGUUAAUGGUAAAUUGAAGUAAUGUUUCCUUCUAUCAAGUAAUUUUACACGUCUAAAACGUUUCCG
This is a messenger RNA of Hydractinia symbiolongicarpus, 2919 nucleotides long. RefSeq names its product TNF receptor-associated factor 3-like. Gene Ontology annotation, molecular function: zinc ion binding. The record is from RefSeq and is a predicted model, not a curated record. The transcript has 7 exons. NCBI's taxonomy places the organism in Eukaryota, Metazoa, Cnidaria, Hydrozoa, Anthoathecata, Hydractiniidae. The coding region runs from base 608 to 2467 and encodes 619 amino acids.